Pieris brassicae (large cabbage white) is the source of this 2059-nucleotide messenger RNA. Its product is annotated as putative polypeptide N-acetylgalactosaminyltransferase 9. Gene Ontology annotation, cellular component: Golgi apparatus. NCBI's taxonomy places the organism in Eukaryota, Metazoa, Arthropoda, Insecta, Lepidoptera, Pieridae. The coding region runs from base 1 to 1566 and encodes 521 amino acids. The record is from RefSeq and is a predicted model, not a curated record. The transcript has 10 exons.
AUGAAAGAAAAACUUACAGCAGUGAAAUAUAGCGAGUUUCCACUAGGCACAAAUGGAUCUCCUGUUGAUUUGGAAGACAAUAUACGUGGUCAUAUUCGGAUUAUGAUCAGACAAGGAUGGAAAGAUUACUCCUUCAAUCAAUAUGUCAGUGAUCUUAUACCCAUCAAUCGUACUCUGUUGGAUUAUAGAGACGAAUGGUGUAAACAAAAAAAUUAUUCAAAUAAUCUACCUGAAGCCUCCGUGGUUAUUUGUUUUUAUAACGAAGCCUGGUCCGUACUUUUGAGAACAAUUGACUCAGUCCUACAAAGGACUCCCGCCCAUCUUCUGAAAGAAAUAAUUCUCUUUGACGAUUUUUCAACUAUGGACCAUUUAAAGGAGAACCUAGAGAACUACGUUAGAACGUUAACAAAGGUGACGUUAAUCCGUGCUAACCGCAGGAAAGGCUUAAUACGAUCAAGGAUUUUGGGGACAAAAUAUGCUACUGCACCCGUAGUGGUAUUCCUUGACAGUCAUUGCGAAUGCACUACAGGCUGGAUUGAACCCCUAUUGGAUCGAAUAAAAAAGAACUCUGCAACUGUAGUUAGCCCAGCUGUGGGUCACAUAGAUCCUGCAACCUUCGAAUUUAUACCACAGACUUCAAAAUACCUACAAAUUGGCGGAUUCGAAUGGGACCUCAAAUACAUUUGGCGGCCGUCAUUAAAAAACCGGAAAAUUCCCUCAGCCCCAAUAAAAACGCCCACUAUAUCUGGAGGAUUAUUUGCUAUCAACAGAGACUUUUUCAAAAAAAUCGGCUAUUUCGACCAAGGCUAUAGAAUUUGGGGUGCUGAAAAUUUGGAGUUAUCAUUCAAGACUUGGAUGUGUGGCGGAUCCCUGGAAAUCAUACCGUGCUCACAUGUAGGACAUGUUUUUAGGAAGACGUUUCCGUAUAAAUUUGCGAAGCGAUCAUACAGGCGAAAUGCGUUGAGGCUAGCCGAGGUGUGGCUGGAUGAUUAUGCAAAAUAUUAUUAUCAAAGGAUCGGGGGUGUACGUGAAGAUUUCGGUGAUGUAACAAAGCAGAAAGAAUUGCGAGAAAAAUUGAAAUGUAAAUCAUUUGAAUGGUACUUGCAUAAUGUAUACCCAGACAUGAAAUUGCCUGACGUUAAUGUUGCUUACGGGCAGAUUUAUAGUAUUUUGGAUGGCUAUGCGGUGUGCCUUGAUAUGGCUUCGGAGUGGGUAGACGUUCAGACGGCUGUGAGUGCCAGAAGCUGUCAUCAUGAAGGAGGAAAUCAAUUUUGGUGGUACACUAAUAAAGGGAGGAUUGAACAUGAUACGAUUUGUUUAGACUUUGUUUUGGGAUUUGUGACCGCUUGCAUGUGUGAUGACGAGUCGCAGACACAAAUUUGGAUUUAUGACGCUAAGUCGAAGAAAUUACAACAUAAACAAAAGCGAAAGUGCCUAACAGUCAAGGAGAAUUUUGGCGGGGAAACUCUUGAAUUAGACCUGUAUAAAUGUAUAAAUAUAUCAACGCAAGAGUGGACUAUGGAGAACUUUAAUAUCAAUAGACUAUCUUCCGAACUGCAACCAUAAAAUUACCAGACCAGAACUAAAGUUGCUUGCCGAUCAGCAAAGCACGAGUUGUCAUUUACGUAUUUGCUUUAGACAAUUAUAUUUUGUAAAACACUCAUUAUAUUCAGGAACAUAACCUAAAAGCUUAAAUAGUCAAAUAACACGAUUUCACGCCCGUAAAGCGCUGCUAUACGAGUUAUAAUAAAAUAAGAUAAUAUCGACUUUUAGUUCGAGGAUUCCUUAUCUUUGCGUCUCGUGUUCGAAGAAUAUAAUAUAAGUUACAAUUAUAUACACAGACUGUAUUUAAAAUUUAAAUAAAUAAAUAUUUUCCUUUAUUGAAGCGGUUAGAAUAAGAGUAAUUGUAUAUUUUAGUGUGACCUUAAAAAAUUCCUUCCACUAAGCAUAUUUGUUACUUGAAUUUCACAUAAAUGGUUUUCGUAAACGCAACCACAGGAAGGUCCGAUGUUGGAGACCGCAUUACUGUGGUGGAGUCUGCUUUGUACGAAAAUUUAUU